AAUACUAGUGACGAGUGCAAACGACAGCAUAGUUCUUUUUGGAUGUCUUGUGUGACCAUUGAAAAGCUAUUUCAAUAUUUAGAACAUUAGCCAAAUUUACCAAUAAAAAAAAAUGACGCUUGCCUUUUUUGCUCCAUUUUUUCUGGCUGUCUAUUACCAAGCGGAAGCCAACACCGGUAGCCAGGUGAGAGGUCCUAUUAUCUGGCAAGAUGAAUUUGAAUUUCUAGACUAUACCAAAUGGAUGCAUUUGAUCACUGCAUGGCGUGGCGGUAACAACGAAUUUCAAUAUUACCAUAAUCUCACCGAAAACAGUUACGUGCGUGAUGGUGUCCUAUACAUAAAGCCAACAUUGACUGCUGACCGUUUCAGCGAAGAUUUCCUUUACAGCGGUGUACUCGAUUUGAAUCAGGAAGGCUGCAAUGUAGAUUGGGAGGGAGGAUGUUACGUAGCUGCUGGGGAUGAAAUUAUCAAUCCUAUCCAAUCAGCGCGAAUGGUGACGAGUGAAUCCUUCAGUUUCACAUAUGGAACGAUCGAAGUCAGAGCUAAAAUGCCUAAAGGAGAUUGGAUAUGGCCAGCGAUAUGGAUGAAACCUACAGAUAAUCUUUACGGCGACUGGCCGCGCUCGGGCGAAAUCGACAUUGUUGAAAACAGAGGCAAUGCUGACUUUUCUUGUAAUGGCGCUCCUAUUGGUCGUCAGUUGGCUGGAAGUACUUUGCACUGGGGCUCGGAUCCUAGUCAAGACAAAUGGCGUUUGAGCCACUGGGAAAAGGUCAUCGAAAUUCCUGAUUUUUCUUCAGAUUUUCACACAUACAGAAUUGAUUGGCUUCCGAAUGGAUUCCAUUUCUACAUUGACAAUGAACUGAUUGGUGAAAUAUUUCCGCCUGCCGGAGGAUUUUGGGAAUUGGGUGGAUUCGAAGGAGAAAAUCUGUGGAGUUCAGGCAGUAAUUUAGCUCCUUUUGACCAACGCUUCCAUUUCCUGAUUAAUGUGGCUAUCGGUGGUAAUUUUUUCCCUGACGGAUGCCAAAAUGAAAAUUACGACAAGCCAUGGGAUGCAUCCGACCCAACUCAGAUGAAAUCUUUUUGGGAAAGUCGCGAAAAUUGGUUACCGACUUGGAAUGCUGAAACGGAAGACAAUAGUAUGCAAGUUGAUUACAUUCGAGUCUACGGAUUAUGAUGUGGCAAAUCGCAGCCAUCUAGUUUUCAAUUAUUCCAUAAAAUCAAACUCUUCAGAUUGUUAAAUAGUUACACUUUUCG
Messenger RNA from Daphnia carinata, 1254 nucleotides. RefSeq names its product beta-1,3-glucan-binding protein-like. Gene Ontology annotation, biological process: carbohydrate metabolic process. The coding region runs from base 113 to 1174 and encodes 353 amino acids. The transcript is spliced from 6 exons. NCBI's taxonomy places the organism in Eukaryota, Metazoa, Arthropoda, Branchiopoda, Diplostraca, Daphniidae. The record is from RefSeq and is a predicted model, not a curated record. Gene Ontology annotation, molecular function: hydrolase activity, hydrolyzing O-glycosyl compounds.